Messenger RNA from Fusarium fujikuroi IMI 58289, 2088 nucleotides. RefSeq names its product related to transcriptional activator Mut3p. Gene Ontology annotation, molecular function: DNA binding; DNA-binding transcription factor activity, RNA polymerase II-specific; zinc ion binding. Lineage: Eukaryota; Fungi; Ascomycota; Sordariomycetes; Hypocreales; Nectriaceae. Bases 1 to 2088 code for a protein of 695 amino acids. Gene Ontology annotation, biological process: DNA-templated transcription; regulation of DNA-templated transcription. The record is from RefSeq and is a predicted model, not a curated record. The transcript has 3 exons. Gene Ontology annotation, cellular component: nucleus.
AUGCCAGUAACAGGUCCAGCCCCAAGCAACCGCCGCAUGCCUCUCAGCUGCGAGCCAUGUCGCCGACGGAAGAUCAAGUGCCCACGCAACAACAGCCGUGGCCGAACGCCUUGCGACACUUGUGUACGCAGGGGCGUACCGGUCAACGAGUGCAUCUAUCUUCGAGAUCAAUCAUCACUGCGUAAUGUUCUGGUGCCCCGACAUGCCGACAACUCGGCUCUUGUGGCUCGCAUCGACCGACUCGAGGAAUUGCUGCGACAAAGCGUCUCGAGUGCUGGUCCAGAGCCCAGAACGCCACAUACAGGACUGGACCUGGAAGAAGAACAGGAAGCAGGGCCAGGACAAGAACAGGCAGCAGAUUUUCUUUCGCCGGAAUCGACCCUCCAGCAGUCGGCAACCACUUGGUCUUCCACCCAAAGUGAUUCGUCACUCACCCAACCUCAUACAGCCAUGCCGCCAGUUGGAGUCAUUAUCCGAUAUGAAUCUGGCCAUGAGCGAUUUGAGUCGGUCUCUUCACAAUUGUCGCCUAUGAUUCAAAACAAUCCUGUCGUGGUUGGAGUGAAGACGGACAUGGCUGAAAACAUAUGCGGAUCCAUGCCAUUCUCUAUGAACAACUCAAGCAUUGCUGAUCUGCUAGAGUUGCUCCCUCCUGCCUCUUAUUGCGAGCAACUUAAGAAGCUCUAUUUUGACACUUUUGCACCACUUUUUCAUAUCCUGCACGACCCUACAUUCGAAAUUGACUACCUUCGCUUUCAGUCUGACCCCGAGAAAGUAUCCUUGCCUUGGCUGGCGCUGUUGUUCGCCAUACUCAGCAUAGCCGUCAUCGCCUUGCCUCAAGAUAGCCCGCUGCUUCGAGAGCUGGGUAAACGCAAAUCUGUGCUCGACAACAUGUCGUUACUUAGUAGCCGAUUUAGAGGAGGGGUCAUGAAAUGCCUCGAAGCAGAUCACUAUCUAUGGAGACACAACAUGAAUACUCUGCAAACUCUGGUGAUUCUGAUAUACGGAAUAAAUCAUACUCAUGGACAAUCGUGGGCUUUGCUCGGUGCGGCACGGAAUAUCGCACUCUCUCUUGGCUGCCAUAUUGAGCCAACAGUCUUCCAGAUGGAUCCAAUCAGAGCGGAAGAAAGACGCCGAUGCUGGGCUGGACUGAAAAUGCUUUACACGAUACAGAACACAACUCUAGGCAUCUUGGAUGCCACUCAUAUACCUUCGACCGUGAAGCCACCGCUUGAUGUCAACGAUAAUGAACUUGUAGUUGGCUAUCACAUACCUGAAUCUCGAGAAGGACCGACUCAGAUGUCAUAUCUACUACUCAAGUUUGAGCUUUACGAUCUCUGCACGCGCAUCUGUAGCCACGUGUUUGAAUCCUCACGAACAGCCAGCUACGACAAAGUCCAGGCCCUCGAUGGAGAGAUAGUAGCGAUGCGAGAAAAGCUGAACUACAAAUAUCUCUUCGACGUCUCAAUUGCAGCCCACCACUCUGUCCAACUUAAUAUCCUCUUCGGCUACACGCACCAACUCACUCUCCUCCUCCACCGGCUGGUCCUGCGACAGGGCGCCUCUGGCUAUACUCGCGAGGACUGGCUUAGUUCCCAGGCUAAAUGCAUCGAGAGUUCAAAAGAUUUGCUUGGUAUACAUCAUGCGUUUCACGAAAAUCCAAACUUCCAUCCGUACCAGUGGUAUAACCGUGGACUGGGAAGUUUUCACGCAUUUCACGCUGCAGUGUGUCUUGCUCAUAUCUGCAUGAGUGGCAUAAAUCUCGAUUCCUCAACCAAGAAUUCGUUUCAGGAACUUAUUCGCGACUCACUUCAAGUGUUUCGGUAUUUCAUGGAAACCGGGAUCAGUGCGAUUUGUACUAAAGCAACCCCCAUUUUAGAAAAGCUAUUGAGUGUCAUGAAUACUCGUGACUCGAGCACAGGGUGUGAAUCUAUAUACCAUCCCUCCGAUUCGUCCCAUGGAAAUGAUGCAGAGCUAUUUGACGAGUAUAUCGAGAACCUGGCACCCCAGCAAUGGCUAUCUCCUUCCAAUAUGGGUUGGGAAGGUUGGGCCACAAUCUUAGAGCAUGGAUCUAUAGAAAAUAUAUUUUGA